GGGACGGGCGGGGGUCCCGGCGCGGCCCAGGCGGGUCCCCAUUCCCUGAGGCCAGCGCUGAGGCCCCGGUGCGAGCGGUGACCGCCGCGUCCCGCCCCGGGAGGCAUGUGGUCCGUGCUGUGGGCGGCCGUGCGCUCCAAGGCCCCGUACGUCACCUUCCCGGUGGCCUUCGUGGUGGGGCUGGUGGGCUCCCAGCUGGAGUGGUUCCUGCGCGGAGACCCCCCCGCCCAGGAGGAGAAGAGCAUCUCGGAGCAGCGGGAGGACCGCAAGCUGCAGGAGAUCGUGGGCGAGGACCUGACCAAGGUGGUGAGCCUGAAGGACAAGCUGGAGUUCGCCCCUCGCGCCGUGCUCAACAGGAACCGCCCCGAAAAGAGUUAAUAAAGGGUGGUUUGGACAAAGGCGGUGCCCUGGAGCGGCUGCUGGGGACUACCGAGGCACAUAUACUGCUUCCACCAGCCUCCCUCCUGUACCUGCUGCUCCUCACCCUCCCGGGCACUCUAAGAGUCAGGUUUGCCCAGCCCAUGGAUUUGCUGAAGGUUUAAUUUCUUCUAUGCUGUGAAGGUAGAAGAAUGGGUUGGGUUCAGGCUGACCACCAGUGAAAGAAAGAACUGCUGCCCUGCUUCCAGAUCCCCUGUGGCUCUUGAUGAACCCCAAUACGCCAGCAGUCAUGGGGCUCUCUGGGGACCCCCUCCCUCCAUCAUCCCUCCCAGGAAUGGUGACAGGGGCGAUGAAAGUCUUGGUUCUCCAUUGUCAUGCUCUGAGCAUGGUGAUGUGUUGGGAAUGAAGGGAUCUCUGCCCUCUGCACAAUAAACUUCUGUCAAUCCUUGGG
This is a messenger RNA of Pseudopodoces humilis (Tibetan ground-tit), 829 nucleotides long. NCBI's taxonomy places the organism in Eukaryota, Metazoa, Chordata, Aves, Passeriformes, Paridae. The record is from RefSeq and is a predicted model, not a curated record.